Molecule: messenger RNA, 1409 nt
Organism: Solanum pennellii
Lineage: Eukaryota; Viridiplantae; Streptophyta; Magnoliopsida; Solanales; Solanaceae
Product: peptide methionine sulfoxide reductase A5
Exons: 4
Coding region: 166-924 (252 amino acids)
Biological process (GO): cellular response to oxidative stress
Cellular component (GO): cytoplasm
Molecular function (GO): peptide-methionine (S)-S-oxide reductase activity
Source: RefSeq, a predicted model, not a curated record
AUAUAAGGGACCAUUUUCUAUCUAAACAGAGAGAGAAAAUCGGAAUUGAGAAAUUAUCGGACAAGCGGAGCUGGCAAUUCCAGCGAGAGCGACUGAAACUAUUCCGCCUCGAAAAUUUUUGCCGGAAAGUGGGUGUAAUCGGCCGGCUUCCCUGCAUGUGUACAGAUGAAAGUCGCUAAGAGCAACUACUUCUUUUCACAUUUUUGCUUUCAUUUUCUUUUCACGAUCAUUCUGCUGGCAUUGAAUCCAGUUCUGAGCAUCCGAUUCCCAGAUCGGAUCCAGGAGGUUCCACAGGAUGCCUCUAAUCAGCCACUACAAACUGCAGUUUUUGCUCUCGGAAGCUUCUGGAGAUCGGAAGCGUCAUUUGGCUGCUUAAACGGCAUCGUAAGAACCACCGUCGGUUAUUCUGGUGGUUCAAAAGCCAAUCCUGAGUACAGAAAUUUGGGCGACCACGCUGAAGCUGUACAGGUCGAGUAUGACCCCCGAGUACUUGGUUUCAGACAACUAUUGGAGGUCUUCUGGGCUAGCCAUGAUUCCAGGCAAGUCUUUGGGCAAGGUCCUGAUGUGGGUAACCAGUACAGGUCGAUUAUUUUCACAAGCGGCACUGAGGAAUCCAGAUUGGCUGCUGUUAGCAAAGAAAGAGAACAAUCAAAGUCAAAGAGCAGCAUUGUUACCACUCAAAUUCAACAGCUUGAAGCUUUUUAUCCUGCAGAGCCUGAACAUCAGAAAUUUGAGCUCAAGCGGAAUCCCUUCCUACUUCAAUUGAUGGGAAACUUGCCUGAGGAGGAGCUUGAGAGAUCAACACUGGCUACAAAACUAAAUGGCUAUGCAGCAGAGCUUUGUCCAUCGAGAAUCCAAAAGCGGAUUGAUGCAAAGAUCAAUGAUAUUAUCAAGAAAGGUUGGCCCAUUCUCAAAGAAGUUUAGGUAUACAUCUCAAGGUUAUAUGAGAUCGUGCAGACCUUUGUUAAUGUGUAGAAACUGCGAGUUUCGUUUGCUUAACUAAUGUCUUGCAGAUGACAGAAUACCUUCAUGCGAAUUUAUCCUACAUUAUAGAUUCUGAAGUCUGAAUAGCGAGCAGAGACCUUUUUACAGAGAUCAACCAAAAUUUGUUUGUACAAUCAGAAUAGGUUGAUUGGACUAGACUUAGCUGCUGCAGCUGGUGGAAUAUUCCGCUUACCUUUUUUUUGCAGGGAUUAAUCAAAAUUUUUUGUACUAUCUUAAUGUUCUGUAUAGGUAAUAGGCUGAUUGCACCAAAACUGAACAUUAUUGUGAUGUAAGGCUGUGGGACCUUAAAAUCAUGUUGUUGUAGCACUUUAUAAUUCUAUGUAUGCUUGGCUACCCCUUUUUCAUGUUGUAGUAGUUGCAAUUUGCAAAUACUAUUUAGCUGAUUGGAUUUUUCUUUUUAUAAA